Molecule: messenger RNA, 891 nt
Organism: Rhodotorula toruloides NP11
Lineage: Eukaryota; Fungi; Basidiomycota; Microbotryomycetes; Sporidiobolales; Sporidiobolaceae
Product: 20S proteasome subunit beta 2
Exons: 5
Coding region: 1-891 (296 amino acids)
Cellular component (GO): proteasome core complex
Molecular function (GO): threonine-type endopeptidase activity
Source: RefSeq, a predicted model, not a curated record
AUGGCUGCCUUGACAGACUCGAACGCAGGCUUCUCCUUCGAGAACGCCCUGCGCAACCGCGUCCUCGGCCAGCGCAACCUGCACCUCCCCAAGGCCACCUCGACCGGCACCACCAUCGUCGGCGUCGUGUACGAGUCGGGCAUCGUCCUGGGCGCAGACACGCGUGCGACAGAGGGUCCCAUCGUCGCGGACAAGAACUGCGAGAAGAUUCACUACAUCUCUGAGCACAUUCGAUGCUGCGGCGCGGGUACAGCGGCCGACACUGAGUUCACCACCAACAUGAUCAGCUCCAACAUCAAGCUUCACGAGCUCUCGACCGGUCGACCACCGCUCGUAGCGACCGCAAUGACGAUGCUCAAGCAGUACCUCUUCCAAUACCAAGGGCAAGUCGGCGCGGCGCUCGUCCUCGGCGGCAUCGACCCUACCGGCCCUCACCUCUACACCGUCGCUCCUCACGGCUCCACCGACAAGCUCCCCUACGUGACGAUGGGAUCCGGCUCUCUCGCAGCGAUGGCAGUCUUCGAGACGUACUGGAAGCCCAACAUGACGCGCCAAGAGGCCAUCGACGUCGUGAGCGAGGCGAUCGAGGCGGGUAUCUGGAACGACUUGGGGUCUGGCUCGAACGUCGAUGUGUGCGUUAUCGAGGGCGAGCACGUCGAGGGCAAGUACACGGGCAAGGCGAAGACCGACUACCUGCGGAACUACCGCACCCCGAACGAGAAGGUCACGAAGGAGCGCAACUACAAGUGGAGGCGAGGGGUCACGGCGUGGACCAAGGAGGAGGUCAAGAAGCUCAUCGUCGCAGAAGAGGUUGUUCCCUUGUCAGGCGGGCUUGCGACAGGUCCCGAAGGCAGCGGCGCCGGCGCGAGCGAGAUGGAGGUGGACGCAUGA